GUGAAGGAAGACGUGCGAGGAACGCGUUAUUCACGCAAGCUGAAAGAACUACCUUCCCCUUUGGACAUCUUGACGUUACUAAUUGCUACCCAUUCCCUCUCCCAUCCCUUUAGUUACUGCCUCCGUACCAUCUGUUUAUGUGUUCAGCGGUUUCACUCGGGGAAAGUGGCUUCACAAGAUGGCGGACGUGAACAAUGCUAUGUGCGAUGUUUUCUGCAAUGAUUCUACCUAAAGAGCUUCGCAAAACUACAUGUUGAGAAACAGAAUGGCAGCUCUUCCUGACAGUAAUAGUAGUGAUGGAGCUGAUGAAGAUUUUGAAGGUUUCAUUGUCAGUCCUGAAGAAAAGGCAAGUUACAGAGUAUGGUCAAGGAAAAGGAGAGCUUCAAAUGCCUUUGAUAGUGACUCUGAAAGUGAAGAUGAUGAUGACAAGGAAGAUGAAGAAGAGGAUGGAGAAGAUGAAGAAAGUGAAGAACUAGAUGCUGUUCUUGGUGAUGUGAACUUACAUGAAUCUGGUGAAGAGACACCGUCAAGCAACACUGACCAGUGUCCAGUGUGUUUGAUGUCUCUCAAGGAGCAACUGUUGGGAACACCUAACAACUGUUCACACGUGUUCUGCUAUGAGUGUAUACAGGAAUGGUCAAAGAAUGCCAAUACUUGUCCAGUUGGACGGAAACCAUACACCGAAAUAUUAGUGCAUGCUUCAAGGAAAGGACCUGUGUUGCAAAGAAUACCAGUUGAAGAAAGAAUAGUAGAAGAUGAACUGGAGGAUGAUCCAACAUAUUGUGAGCUGUGUGGCCUGUAUGACAGAGAAGAACGAAUGCUCUUAUGUGAUGGAUGUGAUAAUGGUUAUCAUAUGGAAUGUUUAACGCCACCCGUGGAAUUCGUUCCUAUUGAGGAGUGGUACUGCCCCACGUGCUCUACUCAACAAGAGGGUUAUGGAAACCCUGAGGGCUUCCCUCAGGAGGGACAUAGGGAAGGAGGUCUGAGAGAGGUGCCUCGUGGAAGGCCACGUGGGAGACCACGAGGAAGUACUUCAAGGCGGAUUUCUGUUUCGGAACGAACAGCCCCUGCAAGAAGAGCUCGAACAGUAGCCUCUACGCGAGGUCGAGGCAGAACCCGCACCGCCCAGGGACGAGUGCGAGCAAGGAGUAGCAGUCGAGGGCGGGGACGAGGGGGCAGCAGUAGAGGUCGGUCGGAUUCAACCACAACUGGAAGGAAAAGAAAGCGGAAAAAGAAGAGGAACAAGAAUAAAAAGAGGACGGGCACAUCGAGUACAAGAAAUGAAAAGAAAUCUUCGAAAGGAAUAACAGUGAAGGGAAGAAAGCGGCGUCGCGUAAUCGAGGAAGACGAAGUAUCGCCAUUCAUCUACGAACCUGUUAGGCGUGGAAGAACGGUUCAUGCCAGACUGUUGGAAAGUUUGAAUGCAACCGGUCCUUCCACCGAGCCUGGCCGCUCACCGUCUCUAGGAAGAGCACCUUUUCCUAACAGAGUUGAACCAAGUUCGAGUUUUUCAUUAUUUGGGAAUGCUUAUGCCCUGUAUGACUUCGACGAUCGAGAAGACACACGCGAGACAGCGCGCACUGAGGUACAAGGUACUGUUUUGAGCUCAGCAUCGACCAAUCCAGAUGUCUUGGGAUCCAUAUUUCAAAACUUGGAUUCCUUGCACAGUCCCGGCGUACAAGUCGCGCGUGACGGGAAAUUAGUGAAGUCCACUGACCAACGUUCAGCCAAGGAUGUCAAGAAUAGAGAUGCAAAGUCAGCAAGUAACAUGGACGAAAUAAAAAAUGAAGUUAAUUUAGAGAUAGAGCAAAGGCCAGACGUGGUAGGGAAUCUUUUAGAUGACGAGGAAAAAAGGACAAAAACUAUGAAUAGCGUCAAACAUUCUUCAAGCGGCAAACAAGAUGAUAAGCAGGGUAAGAUCGAGAUCAUUUCCGAUGAACUUUCUCCUUCCAACUCAUCAGAGAAAAACUAUGCUGUUUCAUGUAGGAAACUGUCAGAUGCAGGAGAUAUUCAAGAUAGUUCUCGUGGAUCUUCAAAUAGUUCUCCCCCUCUAAUUCCUCUCUCUUUAAAACCGACGCUCUCUGGUUUCCGAAUUCCAAAACGGAGCUCAAUUUCGGAAGAUAAACCCAAUCAAACGCCGUCAAGGUUUCAUGGUGGCUCGUCAAGCGCUAAUCAGAUACGAAGUAAAAAUUUCUCCGUCAUUUCAAACUUUAAAAUACCAAAAAGGACAAGUUUAUCUUGUGAGGGAAAUCCAACCGAAGCUUUAUCCGAUACAGUCUACACUAAGCGUGUUAAAUCUGUGGGCCAGGCGGGAGCAACGCUCUCUUCGAGUACUGUAAAACCAGCAAAUACGUCAUUUUAUGGCUUAUCUCAAGACAAAGUUGUUUCUCAGUCUUGUCCCAAAUCUAAGGAUACAGAAAGUUCCCGAAUUUACUUUAACAGCGUGAUGACGAGAAAAGAUUCUCGGAGUGAGUCACCAACUGUACCUGGAGUAACUAGCGUGACUGGCGUGACAAAAUGUCAUGCCAAUAACGUUACUAGCGUUACUCAUAGACACACAACCAGCUCAAGGGCCGCUGCACUUUGUGUAACGAGUACAAGAAAUACCACUGCAAGUACGACAAAGGCUGCUGGCGCAUAUCACUGUUACAACAAAACCAUAAAUAUCUCACCGCCUCUGAGCAAGACAGUUCCUAUAAUCAAUCAACCACCGACAGAGAAAGAGCAGCGGCGUAGCAAUAUAGAAAUAAUAAGAAUGCUGAAUGAAAAGCAGAAGAGUAUGAGGAAACAGAUGUUAGGUGAUCGUAAAUGCACUUCCGUUUCUGGUGACUUGGCAGGUGCGCGCGCGUUACAACAGAAGGGACUUUGUGUUUCUGAAAAGUCACCAAAAUGUGGGAUUGCGGCAUUACCGAUUGCUGUGGUCAAACCAUCUCUUCACACGCCAAACGCCCAAAUAAGCAGCUCAAGUUCCGUACGCUCUAACAGUUUAGAGAACUCACCAGUGAAAAGCAUUGCCAGUGGAAUUAUAGAUGCACACAGUGGUAAUACUCAGGAGUUCAAAAAAGUGCGCUCAGAAUUUGAUUCACCCGCCUCUCUUGGAUGUGAAAUCAGCGGCUCUGGUGUUGGACUUGGGGUGGGGGCCUUUAAACGCGACGGGGAGGCAGAGACAGGAGCUCAUUGUGACAGAGAGCAGCAGAGAAAACUAGGAAUAGCACGGCUCCAACGGCAUGAGCAAAUAGUCGAUGAAGUUAAGCUAGCACUGAAGCCAUUCUUCAGACAUGAAGAGAUUACAAAAGAUGAGUACAAGAUUAUCAUGAGAAAGAGUGUGGAAAAGAUUAAAGAGUCAAGUAGCAGUGUGGAUAGGGAAAGAGUUUCCAGACUUGUAAAGAAAUACAUCAAAAAAAUUAAAGGAGAUAAAUUUAGCGGAUGGUAACAAUGAAAGGUGUGAGAAAAGUUUAACUUUCGUUUGGUUCACUGUAGCGAGGAUAUUCCAAACAUUUUCAACAGAUUUGUACGAGUUAACUUUGAGAAAAGCUUAAUAUUUUGAUGCGGUAUUUUUGAGCAAACAUUACGAGAAAUUUUCGUAUAAUUUUUUUUCAGAUUUAUACCAUAGGUGUAUUUUAUCGUACUUGUUUCAAAACCAAAUUGAGAUUUCAAAAAGUCUAAAUAAGAAGAGCUAAUGGCUUUGUUCUUGUUGCUAUUGUUAUUGUUUUGGUUGUUUUAGAGUAAUUGAGUUAGAAAGAGAAAUAAUAAGAGUAAUCAUCCACACGGCGUUCGAAAUGUUAACAAAUAUUCCCAGUUUUCUCCCAAUAUUCUUGUAUUUUCCCUUUUUAACUUUUCGAUAAUAAUUCAUUAACUUAUGACGCAUAAGACAGUCUCUUAACAAACAAAUAACUUUAUUCGCCUAUUACUAGCACAAUAUGAGAGCUAAUGGUUGAUUACAUUACCUUAGAUUUAGAAACAAAAUUUCUACUCCAAGCUUCUAUAUACCAUUUGAAUGGCGUUUGAAACGCAAAAAAACUUAAUGCUAGUAUUAAUCAGGCAAUUAGCUACACAAACUAAUGUAUUUUUUAAAAGUAAAAGCAACAUUUUUGC
This is a messenger RNA of Stylophora pistillata, 4095 nucleotides long. RefSeq lists its product as uncharacterized. NCBI's taxonomy places the organism in Eukaryota, Metazoa, Cnidaria, Anthozoa, Scleractinia, Pocilloporidae. The record is from RefSeq and is a predicted model, not a curated record.